Messenger RNA from Portunus trituberculatus (swimming crab), 1662 nucleotides. RefSeq names its product RNA-binding protein 34-like. The transcript is spliced from 9 exons. Gene Ontology annotation, molecular function: RNA binding. The record is from RefSeq and is a predicted model, not a curated record. NCBI's taxonomy places the organism in Eukaryota, Metazoa, Arthropoda, Malacostraca, Decapoda, Portunidae. Bases 341 to 1606 code for a protein of 421 amino acids.
UGGGACAUGGGCUGUUAAGUGUUGACUCUCGGAGUAAAACUGGUACAUUGGGCCCGGAAGGAUCUAAAGAGCUUCGCGGUCCUAAGACUAACAACAAAAAACAGGUACUAUCAUACUGCUGUUAAACUGCCUGUGGCCUUGUGGUGCUUAUCCAAUUACCCGCAAGAUUUGUGGUGUGUUGUGAACUGCACUGGUCCUGCUCCUGGUCUGUGUUUGCCUCCUUGCUAGUUACGCACCACAUUAACAGUCCACACUGCCAGUGGCUCAUUGACUAACGCUGAGUUGUUCAUCAAAUUGGUUAAGGAAAGACACUACCCAGUCAGCCUUCCAGUAACACACAAUGAAGACAAAGAAAGCAUCCAAAUGCCCUGGCCAGUCCAGUAUUGACAGUAGUGGAAUUGUAAAAAAGACCAACAAGAAGAAAAUGAAGUUUUUGGCUCAGAAUAUGUCUAGUUGCAAUGAAGUGAUAGAAGCCAUGGAGGCAGGCUCUGCUGUUGCCAUGUCAUCUUUAUAUCCUAAGAGCAACAAACAAAAGAAGAGCAAAAUGAAAAAUUCAGAAAAGCUUGCUGACAGUGCCACCAGUGAUUUAUCAAAUGUCAUGGAAUUGCAGAUGAAGAAUGGCAAUGUUGAUGUAAAAAAUUAUCCAGACAUCACACAUAUGCCUGCAGACACCAGCCUCAGUGAAGUAUUACCCAAGACCAAGAAAGUGCUGAAAAAUAAUCAAGCCAACUUGCAAGCACUGACAGAGAACUCAAGUGGUGCCAACAAGAAGAAUAAGAAGCAUAAGAAAGCCAAGAUGAAUGUGUUUGGGAUGCCAGAAAGUAAUGAUGAAAAGGAGCAGAGGACAAUAUUUGUGGGCAAUGUGAACACCAAGACGACGAGGAAGAGCCUGACACGUUUUUUCAAUAAAUAUGGCAAGGUGGACGCGGUCAGACUACGAUGUGCUGCUGUGCCUACUCCAGGCACCACCAAGAGGCAGGCUGUCAUCAUGAACAACUUUCAUGAAAAACGAACGUCUCUGUCUGCAUAUGUGCGCUUCACUGAGAGAGCCAUGGUGGAGGCAGCUCUCAAGGCUAAUGGUGCUGAGCUGGACGAGAAGCAUCUACAUAUUGACCGCAGCCAAGGAUCUAACAGGAACACCAAGCUGGCUGUGUUUAUUGGCAACUUGGCAUUUGAGGCUGAGGAGGAGGCUCUGCGCUCACAUUUUGCCAGCUGUGGAGAGAUGGAAAGUGUCCGCAUUGUGAGGGACAAAAAGAUGUCAUCUGGCAAAGGAUUCGGCUAUGUUAACUUUAUGUCUGAGGAUGCUGUUGAGAUGGCACUGCAGAUGGAUGGCAAAAUUUUCAUGCAUCGGCAGCUGCGUGUGCAGCGAUGUGCUAAACAGGGAAAGAAAGGCCAAAAACCAAUGUUUAAGACUCGAGGAAAGAAAGGACUCAGCUUUAUGAAGAAUAAACCUACUUCAACUAAAACUUCAAAAAAACAGCUGAAUUUUACUGGAAAAAAAAUGAUGGAAACAAAGAAGUUUAAAAAGAUGAAAGCAAAGGCAAAAUUCACCAGAGAGGACAGGAAGAAGAAAGCCAUUGCUCACAAGUUGGCUGGAGUGAAGUGAAGGCAGAGGGUGUAAAAUGUCUUCACAUACAGUAAAUAAAAAAUAAAAGAAAUGUG